Melopsittacus undulatus (budgerigar) is the source of this 1605-nucleotide messenger RNA. RefSeq names its product ly6/PLAUR domain-containing protein 2-like. The coding region runs from base 102 to 485 and encodes 127 amino acids. The transcript has 3 exons. Gene Ontology annotation, cellular component: plasma membrane. NCBI's taxonomy places the organism in Eukaryota, Metazoa, Chordata, Aves, Psittaciformes, Psittaculidae. The record is from RefSeq and is a predicted model, not a curated record.
UCCGCCCACAGGACCACAAGUAGCAGAGGGUGGGAAAAGAUAUAAAGCUCCCCUGGAGCUGCUCUUCUUUACUGUUCUCGCUGUACGGAUCUGCUCUCAGCAUGAAGACACUGCUGUUUGGGCUCCUGCUUGGCCUGGCGUACAUGGAGUUGGCCCAGGCCUUACUAUGUUACACGUGCGAGAAACCAACGGACAUUGCUAAGUGCAAAACAGUCACCAUCUGCCCCCCGAAAUCCAUUGUAUGCACAACAACGUUGCACUCUGUAGACUCAGGUUACCCCUUUUUUGGCAACAUCACCGUGACCAGAAACUGUGAGGAGGAAUGUGUCUCCUACAAUGGGAUAGGGGCGAACAAACCCAAGUCAUGCUGUUACACUGACCUCUGCACUGACGACAACAGGAGCAGCAAUGGAGUGGGACGCAGCUCUGCAGCACUGGGGCUGAUAGCCAUGGUUCUUGGUACAGUCUUCCAGUGCACUCUGUAAUGCCACAAGUACCCAUGCUCCAGUCAAAACACUCUCUCUCUGCCAAGUUGAACUCUUAGAUGCCUUGGGAAUAACCUUCCUGUGGCUUCACCCAUAGGAAUAACCUUUGCUGAUGUGUGGCUUCAUUCAUCUUCAGUACUGUGAAUUCAAGUGGGUUCAAGCCAAGAGCUUGAGGACCUGGACCUAAACCCCUCAGAUCUUCAGUUUCCAGCUGCUGAGCAGAAUUUCCUCAUCUUUAGCUGCUUCUGUUCCUCAGGACCCACAUCUCCCUCUACAUAAUUCCUAAGUACGGAGUGUUAGUGGAUGAAGAGAUGCAGCUCUGCAUAGCAGGAUGGACUGGGCAAUGCCAUUAAGACUGGUGUAUUGGCAUCAUCCUCACCAGGAGCAGGGGCUAUAUGCAACUGGAAGUGGACAUAGCUUUUUUCCUAGGUCUCCUCAAGCUUCCACACUACCUGUGCCUAUGUACCUCUAUUAAAUCCCUGUGCACAGUCCUCAAAACCCCCUGAAAUCUUCCACCAGGAGCUUGGCUUAUUUUCUUCCCAUUUUUGGUGCCACCUCCUGAGUCAGAGCAGCAGAUGGAUAUUAGUCCCUACUUUACUACCUGCUAAGCAGAGUGUGGCUUCCAAUUGCAAAGAGCUGGCUCUCAAUUCUGUCUAGAAUAAGCUAUGGAAUGAGUUCAGAAGGGCUCAGCCUCCAUGUAUUGAGAUGGGUGUAUUUCUAGAAAGCCAAACCCCUCAGCAUUCCUUCGCCUGAGCUCAGGUUGCAAUCAGAGCUCCUGGAUUCCUCAUCCCAAAUGUUUUACAGAUCAUUUCAAGCAACUUCUUCUGUUACUCUGCUCCCUUCGCCAUCCCUCCACAAGCAGGGACAGUAGGAAAGGAAAGGCAAUGGUUGUCCCAGACCCUCAACUCUGGAAAAAGCAAACAGCUUUAUUCCCAGUGGUUAACAGAGUGAUUGGGUCCCAGUCUGGAUUUGCUUUGUUCUCCCUUGGAGCCAUUGUAAGAUUGAUUUUGAUGCCGUCUCUGCUGUAAAACCAGGUAGAGUGGAAGCAGAUACAAAGGAGCCCAACUUGUAGCCCUCUCCAGUGGGGAAGAGCCAGGGAAUUUGCCAUUUGAUCUGUUCC